AUGGCCACGGCGACGUCUUCCCAGUGCCCCGAUCAGCCACCGGCCCACGACCCGUCAUCACUGUUACACACGACCGAUGUCGUGCCACCAACGGCACCCGACGAGCAACGCCCACCCUCCCAGGCCGACGGCCAGCUCCCGCCAAAUCACACAGAAGAUGCCGCCAUGGCCCUGCGCAAGCUGCUCAAAGGCAAAGAAGAGGAGUGGAGUGCCGUCUCGAGGCGCACCGGUCGAUUGACCCUGCUCGAGCUCCCCUUUGACAUAUUGCGGCUGAUCGUCAACGAGAUCACACAUACAAACGACCUGACCUCCCUCGCCUUGACGAAUUCGACCCUUCACAAUCUCGCCGUUCCACACAUCUACUCUCGCUUCGAUAUCGUGUGGCCUGACGCCACCCAGCUUGCCCAAUCUGAUUCCAAAAGCGUCGAUGCCCUCACCUAUGGCUUAUCAACCCUCUGUCUGGGCAGCAACUUUGCCGUGCGCGCCCAGAAGAUGUUCUCGCCGAAGCCCAGGGGCGGACCGCCUCCCAUGGCACGCCUGCAUAACGACUACGCUCGAUACAUCAAAAAGUUCUCCUUGGGCAACGGCCCCGAUGACUGGGUCGCCGAGUACAUGAUUACAAAGGAGAGCGGCAAAAUGCUGGGAACCCUCGUCGCCCUGGCCGUCGCCAAGAUGGCAAGCCUCGAGACCUUUGUCUGGGACAUGCCCACCGGCGUCCUCUCCGACAUCUUCAUGGCCUUGGCCUCCAUUCAAGACCGCAAUCCGGAUGAGCAGUCCAAGCUCGAGCGCGUAUGGGUGCGCUGGCACGACAACGCCGAUGCGUCGGCCUCCUCGUCCUCGACCAGCCCCAGCUCGUCCAUAGAGACACAGGGCGUCGUGCCCAUCGGCAGUACCUUGACGCCCAUCGGCAUUCUCAUUCCGUCGACGGCAUCGCAUCCUCGCCCCAGAGCGCCUAUCCCUUUCGCCGAAAGCCGCGUCGAGUUUCCGACAUUCAGUGUCCUGCCACCGCUGAGGAGUCUGUCUGUUCUUGACAUCGAUGAGCUCUCUUAUCUCGAUGAGCUCGCUGUUGCCAUCGGGAACUCGCACGAGAACCUGGAGGAGCUGCGCGUGGGCAUCUCCGCCAAGGCGGCACACUCCGACUUUCAGACCACGCAGCGGGCAACUACGACCCCCGGGGAGCUCGCCCUGCAGAUCGUGGACAUCAUCUCGCUGCGCCCAGAGAUCCAGCUCUGCUACGUUGGCAUUGGCAAGAAGUGCUUCGAGAUCCUCGAGAAUAAACCUCUCGACUCGUCUACGCACGGCGUCGCCACCACGGACCCCACGGCCGAAGCAGGCGCGCCUGGUAGCGGCCACGUGGUCCCGGGCCAGCAUGGUUCAGGUGGCGACGAGGCCGCAGACGACGACGAAGAGGACGCGAGCGACGAUGACGAGGAUGCGAGCCAGGUCGACACAUCAGAGGACGAGAACGAGGACGGGCCUGGCGGCAGUGGUGCAGGCAAUGCCAACGACGCAGCCAGCGUGGUCGAUGUUGACGACUCGCAGUCCGAGGCAUCGCUUGGCUCCAGCGACUCUGAUGCAGACUCCUUCCGUGAGGCGGAUCACGUCGGGGCCAGGCCGCGCCUGCGCCUGCGUGAAAUCCUGUUCUACGACGACAAGGUCGCCAUCUUCAAAGCGCGCCACGGACGACUAUAG
Verticillium alfalfae VaMs.102 is the source of this 1692-nucleotide messenger RNA. RefSeq names its product F-box domain-containing protein. The record is from RefSeq and is a predicted model, not a curated record. The coding region runs from base 1 to 1692 and encodes 563 amino acids. The transcript has 3 exons. Lineage: Eukaryota; Fungi; Ascomycota; Sordariomycetes; Glomerellales; Plectosphaerellaceae.